AUGCCUGAGCUUAUUCUCCGCCCCUUUGAAGUUAUCUCUACAAGAAAAGGCGACUCAACUUGGCGUGAAAGUCUUACAAAGUUCCAUUCCUUUGCGUUAACAGAGUGGACUCAAGUGCUCGCCUUUGACUCUGACUCUCUUAUACUCAACAGCAUGGAUCAUUAUUUUCUCAGCCCAUUGGUGCCAAUUGCAGUCCCUCGUGCUUAUUGGCUAAGUGAAAAAGAUACAGACAUAGCAAAGCAGGUACUCGGGUCUCAUGUUAUGCUUCUCGAGCCAAAUACGGUCCGGUAUCGCAAGAUCAUGGAUGAAGCGCUUCGAUCCGGUGACUUUGACAUGGAGGUCAUCAAUAGCAUGUUUAAAGAUUUAGCUAUGAUCCUGCCCUAUCGGAGGCUGGCUCUCUUGACUGGCGAGUUUCGCAACAAGGAUCACUCGAAGUACCUCGCUCCUAAUCAGGAGGAACAGUGGAAUGCGAUGGGUGAGGUGUCUCGCGCCGUGCUUGUGCAUUUUAGUGACUGGCCAUUGCCUAAGCCAUGGAAAACACAGACAAAGGAGGAUUGGGACAAAGCCAUGCCUAAGUGUUUAGCUGACGAUACGGAGACAGACGAUAAACCAGCGUGUGCAGACCAAGUGAUGUGGACUGGGUUUUACACGGACUAUGAUCUCGAUAAGGAGGCUCAGUGCUUAGUUUUAUACAAAUAA
This is a messenger RNA of Pochonia chlamydosporia 170, 699 nucleotides long. RefSeq names its product glucose n-acetyltransferase. The record is from RefSeq and is a predicted model, not a curated record. The coding region runs from base 1 to 699 and encodes 232 amino acids. The transcript has a single exon. Lineage: Eukaryota; Fungi; Ascomycota; Sordariomycetes; Hypocreales; Clavicipitaceae. Gene Ontology annotation, molecular function: glycosyltransferase activity.